Drosophila willistoni is the source of this 1538-nucleotide messenger RNA. RefSeq names its product thymus-specific serine protease. The record is from RefSeq and is a predicted model, not a curated record. The coding region runs from base 24 to 1496 and encodes 490 amino acids. Gene Ontology annotation, biological process: proteolysis. Lineage: Eukaryota; Metazoa; Arthropoda; Insecta; Diptera; Drosophilidae. Gene Ontology annotation, molecular function: dipeptidyl-peptidase activity; serine-type exopeptidase activity. The transcript has 5 exons.
AAGUGAACUAACUAACAAGAACAAUGAACUAUUUUCUAAUCGCCCUAACAAUCCUGGCACCAUUAACUGCUGCAGCCAGUGUGGGAACAGAUCUAAAAGCAGAUGGGCAGUCAAAGGCGCCACCUAUCAAAUCGGCUUUUGUGGAAUCCUUGGAGCAACUGCAUAGACCCCCACCUCGUGAACCUGCUUUGAAACGUGCCAAUGUGGAGACGCGUUGGUUCACCCAGUAUCUAGACAAUUUUGAUGCUAGUAAUAAUGCUACCUGGCAGAAUCGCUACAUGAUCAACGAAGAUUACUAUGUGGAGGGAUCACCCAUUUUUGUUUAUUUGGGAGGUGAGUGGGCCAUCGAUGCAUCUGGAAUAUCCUCAGGACUCUGGGUUGAUAUUGCCAAGCAACACAAUGGCUCUCUCCUCUAUACAGAACACCGUUUUUUUGGCGAAAGCAUUCCUAUCAAGCCACUUUCCACAAAAAAUCUGAAAUAUCAAUCGGUUGAUCAGGCAUUGUACGAUGCCUACUCAAUUAUCGAGUCGUUGCUACUCACGGAUAAAUAUAACGGUUCCAAAGUUGUUGUCUCUGGCUGUUCAUACUCAGCUUCAAUGGCCACUUGGAUGCGACAAUGGUUUCCCGAUGUUGUCAGAGGCAGCUGGGCCUCUUCGGCUCCACUUGUGGCUAAAGUUGAUUUUGCCAAAUACAUGGUAGUAAUUGGAAAGGCAUACAAUGAUUUAGGGGGUGAAUAUUGCUAUAAUCUGAUAGACAACGCCACUACAUACUAUCAGAACUUGUUUGCCACUGGUCAAGGUGAAAAGGCCAAAACGGAAUUGAAUCUCUGUGAAGAUUUCGAUGUCGAUAGCGAGAGCGAUCAAUGGCAAAUCUUCAGUACUAUAGCAAAUAUAUUUGCUGCAAUCGCUCAAUAUCAAAAACCCCAAAACUAUGAUUUGCCCAAAUAUUGCUCUGUUCUGAGAAGUUUCAGUGAUGACGAUGCCACCGCCUUGUCAAAAUUUGUUCAGUGGCGUUUAAAGAAACCAGCUUGCGUUCAAGCAACUUAUCAAGGAGCUGUGGACUACUACCUUUGGUCUAAGAACAACUAUGACGACCCUAGCUUGGGUUGGACCUAUCAGACUUGCAAUGAAUUCGGUUGGUUCCAAUCAUCGGCUAGCAGUAAGCAACCGUUUGGGAAAUCUUUUCCUGCCACCUUGUACACGGAUAUCUGUUAUGAUGUCUUUAGUUCGAAUUAUACUGUUGCCAACAUUGAUUCUAAAAUUGCUGCAACCAAUAAGCAAUUCGGCGGACUCAAUCCAGGAGUGACCAAUGUCUAUUUCGUCCAGGGAGCUUUGGAUCCUUGGUCUAAGGUGGGCGCUGGUAUCAGCCAGGGGGCAACGAUUAUACCCUACGCUUCACAUUGUCCGGACGUGGAUUCUAUAAGUGCUAGCGAUAGCGCAGAAUUGCGUGCCUCCAAGGAGAAAUUGGCAGAAUUGGUUAGCGAAUGGUUGAAAUAGUAAUAAAGAAUAAAUAAUAAUAAUAAUAAUACAAAACCAAAA